ACGCUUCCCUUGGAGGGACCGUCCCGUGGCACCCGGCGGGCCGACGGGGACGCGGCGGGCCGGGAGCGCUGGCGAUGGGUGACCACAGUCUGGACGAGUUCCGCCGGCGCUGGCAGGAGGAGCUGGCGCAGGCCCAGGCGCUGAGGAAGCGGCGGAGGCCCGAGGCUGCGGAACGGCGGCCGCGGCGGCCCGAGGUGGUCCCUGGGCGCGGCGAGCCGCAGGCCUCGGGGUACCUGGCGCUGGCCCAGGGCCUUCUGGAGGGCGCGGGGCGGCCCCCGGCGGCGCGGGCGACCCGGGCCGAGAGGCAGGAGGCGGCGAGCCGUUCCCGCUCCCCUCCGGCCCGCGAGGCUGCCGGGGGCGGAGAGCAGCUGGUGGACCAGCUCAUCCGGGACCUGAAUGAAAUGGAUGAUGUGCCCUUCUUUGAUAUCCAAUUGCCUUAUGAGUUGGCAAUCAAUAUAUUUCAGUAUCUGGACCGGAAAGAACUAGGAAGGUGCGCACAGGUAAGCAAGACGUGGAAGGUGAUUGCAGAAGAUGAAGUGCUGUGGUACAGGCUGUGCCAGCAGGAAGGGCACCUUCCUGAGAGCAGCAUCUCCGAUUAUUCUUGCUGGAAGCUCAUCUUCCAAGAGUGCCGAGCCAGGGAACACAUGUUAAGAACCAGCUGGAAGAAUCGCAAAGGCGCCGUGAGUGAGCUGGAACACAUUCCUGACGCAGUUUUAUGUGAUGUACAUUCUCAUGAUGGCGUUGUCAUUGCUGGAUAUACAUCAGGGGACGUGAGGGUGUGGGACACCCGCACCUGGGACUACACAGCCCCCUUCUUGGAGUCAGAGUAUGAGGAGGACGAGCCUGGAAUGCAGCCAUAUGUCUCCUUUGUGAGGAUAAACAGCUCGCUGGCGGUAGCGGCUUAUGAGGAUGGAUUUCUUAAUAUUUGGGAUCUAAGGACUGGAAGGUAUCCUAUUCAUCGUUUUGAGCAUGAUGCAAGAAUACAAGCACUAGCCCUCAGCCAGGAAGAUGCAACUGUUGCCACAGCUUCUGCUUUUGAUGUCGUAAUGUUACGCCCCAAUGAGGAGGGAUAUUGGCAAAUAGCUGCAGAAUUUGAAGUUCAGAAACUGGUUGACUACCUUGAAAUAGUUCCAGAUACUGGAAGGUACCCUGUGGCAGUAGCCACUGCUGGAGAUCUGGUAUACCUGUUAAAAGCCGAAGACUCUGCCAGAACCCUCCAUUACGUCUACGGGCAGCCUGUCACAUGUCUAGAUGUCUCAGCCAACCAGGCUGCUUUUGGUGUGAAGAGUCUGGGAUGGGUGUAUGAAGGAAACAAGAUCCUGGUGUACAGCCUGGAAGCAGAACGCUGCCUUUCGAAGCUGGGCAACGCGCUUGGAGACUUCACCUGUGUCAACCUCCGGGACAGCCCUCCCAACCUCAUGGUCAGUGGCAACAUGGACAGGAGGGUGAGGAUCCACGACCUCCGCACUGACACGAUCGCCCUGUCCGUCUCUGCCCACCAACGUGGAGUCUCCGCAGUCCAGAUGGACGACUGGAAGAUUGUCAGCGGGGGCGAGGAGGGCCUGGUCUCUGUGUGGGAUUACCGGAUGAACCAGAAGCUGUGGGAGGUGCACUCCAGACACCCCGUGCGGCACCUCUCCUUCAACAGCCACAGCCUCAUCACAGCGCACGUGCCCUACGAGCGGGUGGUGCGCAACGCUGACCUAGACAACUUCGCCACCCACCGGAGACACCAGGGGCUGAUCCAGGCCUACGAGUUUGCAGUGGACCGGCUGGCCUUUCAGAGCACCGUUCCCAUCUGCCGUUCGUCCUGUGACACCAUACCGGGUUACAGCUACGACCUGGCACUUGCUUUUCCCUACGACAGUGUUUAGGGAAUCGCCUCACUUGGGAGCAAGGAGACGCAUGGGAAGCAGCAACUCUGUGAAGUCUGGAGCUGCAGAGGCGCACCACACUGGGUUUUAGGUGUCGGGGGAAGAAAGCAGCCCCAGGCGCACUCGUGUGGCCGCGCACAUUCCUCUACUGCCUUUGCUUUUCUCCUUUGCCAGUUCAUGUUUCUCCAGCUGCGUUUGUCAGGGCUCGUUUCAUCUUACCCUGUUCUCUCUCCCAUGGCUUUGAGUACCGCCACUGAUGGCUCAAGUUUGUACCGCCUUCCUCUGUGUUCCUCCCCCUUAGCCCUGCCUCUGCUCCCCACCUGUCUCAUGAGGGUCACCCUGGGGUCUCCCCACAUCGUUCUGCACACUACUCACAGGCCUUGCUACUGCUCUCAUGUAAGGUCCUUCUGCAGCCCACUCCCCCUCUUCCCAGUCUCCAAACCCUGUCUUCUUUGGGGGCCUUUGGAAAUGCUGGUCUCUGAGCCUACAAGGCCCCGACACCCACUGAGCCCUUGGAUCUGAGAUUAGGAACUCAACUCUGGGUUGUCUUCUCUGCCACUACCCCCAACCACCACCACCCAACCUGGGAGAACAGUACUUUUUCCUGGUAGCUUUUAACAUGGUUUAUAAUUAUAUAUUUAUACAAUUACUUCAUUAACAACUGUUUUGCUUCCUAUUGUGUCUAUGACACACGAUACAAACACAUUUUCUACAUAUUGAAUACACAGCCAUCCUCCAUGUGGGGUGGAAGAUGAUGGAUUCUGGAGUAGAGAAUGAGAGGAGAGAGACAUCGGAGGAUCCGUCAUGUUAAACCACUGAGAUAAACUAGGGCAACACGAGAGACCAGUUCAUAAAAAGCUUCCAUUUCCAGAGGAUUAAGAGGGCAAACCCUUGCAUUACUCUUGAUUUAGACUAUUGUAAGCAGCAGCCACCUAAGCUACCUUCAAAACAUCAGAGCAAAAAGCUGAUAGAACCACACAGAGAAACAAAACCCAUGUACAUGGUGGGUGAUCAAAUCAAUAAAAAUAUGUAAGCAUUUGGAGGAUUUAGUAUAACUUAUAAGCUAGACACGAUGUAGAUAGGAUUCUGUCCUUUUUCAAAUACCCCAUGGACCAUGCACAAAAAAUGACCAUGUAUGAAAGGCCACUAGGAAAACCUCAGUUACACAAAGCAAUACCAGACAGGCCCAAUCCAGUGCCCCAAUCCCAAUGUGAUACAAUUAGAAUUAACAAAAAACUAAACAAAAACACCUGGAAGCUCCAGGCACUCCUGAAUUAACUUGGUUUCAAAGAGGGAAAGAAAAAUGGAAAAUAGGAACUCUCUAGCCCAAGGUGACAGUGGGAGCCCUGAACACCAAGACUCAGGGGACAAGGAAAGAAUGGGGUGGGGAGACGUCGUGACUUUAAAUCAAUGUGCCAAGCUGUCACCCCAGAAAGCUUAAAAAAGAUCACAGUGAUCCUAAACAAAGUAUAAAGGAGUUAAAUCAGGAUAGAAACACAUUAAUGAACUAGGAAACCAACAAGUGGUGAAGUUGAUCAUAAAGCCAAAAGCAGUUUUUUGAAAAGACAAAAUAUACAACUCUUGAUAAGGGGAAAAAAGACGGCAUAAUCAAACAGUAUCUUCAGCGUGGGGGUAAUGUCCCCUCUGAUCCAAGAGCAAAGUGAAACUUUCCUGCUGUUCACGGGUGCGAACGGUUGGGAAAUACACCAUUCCUCGGAGGCCUAGAACUUUUGAGUGGUGAGGGUUUUGGAAGGCUUUUCAGAUUGAGAUCCUCAGUCAUAAAAAAUCCACAUCCAACUAGACAGGAUGACAGAGCCAGAGGGAGAGCCCAGAGUGGGAACCAUGCCCACAGUCCCGAGAGCAUUGCUUUCCCUCAGGCUGCCUUCCCGGGAAGGUGGCUGUGGCAGGAGAGUUUUCUGCUUCCUUUCAGCAAACCCCAUUUCUUCAUAAAUGAAGUCAGUCUGCAGCUGGCAAAUGCAGUAUGUGUUUUAUUUACGCUCACCGCCGUGUGGCGCUCUGACCCCCUAGUGACCUUGCUUUAGACGGUUUUCACCUCUCACAGACUUAGUGCAACUGGACCACUGGGGAAAGUUUAUUUUCUCUUUUAAGAAGCAGUCCCUUUCAGUCUGAUUCCACAGUUCAUUUUGCAGAUGCAUUCUCCCUCCUAGCUUUGCAGGAAAUUAAGGAUAAUGGAAGAGUUCAAAAGAAAUUAGACCCAGAAAAUUUUACUGAAAGUAAAAAUAGUUUUAAACUACUUUCAUUCACUGCCAACUGCUGGUCCAGUGUAAAAUGUUACAAGUGUGGGGUUUUUGGUCCCAGCCUGUUGACAAUAUCUUCCAUUCAUGAAAACCACCUGAGUUUUGUGAAGGAGAGUUUAUUGGACCCAAAUUAUCAUCUCCAAGCACGCCAAGCUCAGUCAGCAUUUUUUGCUGUAAACCUUACAUCCUGGCAGAAAUCGCCCUGAUGGGAAAGGAUCAAAGUUCUUUUAUGAACCAGCAGUUACCAGUGGCUUAAAAAAAUCUUGGCCCACGUCCACCCCCUCCUGCUCAUCCCAACCUCACCUCUGUCUCCACUGGCUAUUUUGUGGGAGCCUCGCAAGUUCUGAGUGCUUAGCUGACGUAGCAUCUACUUUCCUUUUGUGGCUCUUCUGCUUUUCAGCCUCAGCCCCGGGUCUCCCCUAAAGACAAGAGAGACUUGGAUAUCCCGCUGGGGGAGCCAGAGGGCCAGACACCAGAAAUCUUUGUCUUACCUUAACCACUGUAUGACUUUCGCUUUCUACUUUAUAACAUGUCCAUGUUGGUUCUGGUAUUAAAUUUUUAAAGUGUA
This is a messenger RNA of Hippopotamus amphibius kiboko, 4700 nucleotides long. RefSeq names its product F-box and WD repeat domain containing 8 (gene FBXW8). The record is from RefSeq and is a predicted model, not a curated record. Lineage: Eukaryota; Metazoa; Chordata; Mammalia; Artiodactyla; Hippopotamidae. Gene Ontology annotation, cellular component: Cul7-RING ubiquitin ligase complex; centriole; ciliary basal body. Gene Ontology annotation, biological process: cilium assembly; protein ubiquitination. The transcript has 11 exons. The coding region runs from base 75 to 1874 and encodes 599 amino acids. Gene Ontology annotation, molecular function: protein binding.